CGGAAGCAAAGAAAUCUUCCACCGAGAGAGCGGAAAGCCUGUUAGACUCUCAGAAUGAUUUGUGCGUUUGUGUCUCCUUUUGUUUAACACGAUCUUUUUUGGACCUAUUUUUCAGCCCACUCCCCGCGUGUGCGGAGCCGACUCUGAAGUCAUGGAGCCACCCAGCAGCCGGGUCUUGUGGAUUUCCGACGCAGGGCCCGGCGGGGAGGGAAAAGUGCCUCCGUUUCUCCCAGCGACCAGCCGCAGGGACACCCGCGAGCGUCCGCGGCUGGAGGCUUGGAGGAGACCGACGCGUCUUUACAGCUGCGUGGAGACCCGCUUGCCGGGACUGGGCUCUCGGGGCUGGGGAGGGAAUCAGUGCGCAGAAUGUCAGGGGAAGGCUGAAUGGGACGGUAUAAAAACUGGAACUGUUGGUGAGGAUGGAAAAAGGAAGACUGCAGGAAAGGCAGGAGAAGAUCCCAGGUGCCUUGCAUCAGCAGGCAGGGCUUAAAAUCAAAUGUCAGAGAUAGCUCAGGGACUCCUCCGUCUCCCAGCCCCAUCAUCCAAGUGUAGGAAAAACUGGUGGGAAUCAAACUAAAAAACAGAAAGACAAAGAGAGGGACACAGAGAGACAUCUUUUCCCUCUUGCCUCUAAUAGUAGUAGUAAUAUCAGCGUUCGUAUUCACAUUAUUAAUGUACCUGUUCCCAACCCUUCAUCCCCCUCAAGUUGUGCCAUGAAUACUCCUGCCAAGCGAGCCUGAUCUUUUGGCCACCCACCCACCAGCAUCCAAGAGUUAUGCAGGUGUUUAUGGCUGAAAAAAAAAAAUCCCAGUUAUGCAUCCUUGUAUUUUUAAAUACUGACUGUAAGUGAUUCAAGUAUAAUCCUUUGUAAAACGCUUUUCUCUUUGACACAUUGAAGGGGUUGAGACAGGAAAACCCGGCGUGGAUUACCCCUCCUCAACCCCUUUCCCACCUACCACCUUCGCCCCCACCCUGCCGUGGUCGGGGGCCCCUGGCCGGCCCUUGAGCUCUGAACCCAAGCAAGGAGGGCGUCCGUGCUAGCCCUUCGCCCAGGCUUGGCCCAACUUCAGUCCCAGUUGGUCUCGAUUCUCAGCGCUGGACGCGCAGGAAGUUGUUUGGUGCUCUAGUGAAGGCCGCCCGCCUUUGGCAGAGCUUUGUCUCUAAGGGGACUUUUUCCAGAGUUCAAGAAGGAGAUGAGAGAGGUUGGGGGCCGCUACCAACCCGAGAGCAACCUCCCAGCUCAGGGUGAAGACAAACAGCUCAAGGCGUCGGGCCACAAGAGAAAAGUGAACGCCCAAACAGAAAUUGUUUGCUUGCGGCCAUCACCCUGACACCUCGGGGGCCCGUCCGGCCUAAAGAGCACCGCGACAGGGCGCCACUGAGAUCAAGGCGCUGUCCUGGGAGCGCAGCACUGGCUUUGCAAAGUACCAAGGCCGUCUGAACGCGAGCCGCAAGGCCUCGCCUCCAGGAAGCGAGGUCCUCUGGUUGGUGGAAGGGGCGCACGUCGCCCAAGUGGCACCCACAGGCCUCACAUCAGAGUGAGCUAGGGCUUCGGGCCAGCCCGAAGGGCUAAAGGGGAAUCUACAGGAAGAAGAUGGAGAACUUAGGAACUUGCUAGUUAACAAAAAAAGAAAAAAAAAAUGGUUCGGGUGAGUGCCCGCUGUCCCCUUAUCCUCCGCUGCCCACCCCACCCCCGCCGGCCUUUCCGGACUCCAGUCCAGGCUUUGCUCUGAGCCCGCAGCACGGCGCAGCCCGGCCUCUAGCGAGAGCCAAUCAGAGGGCGCCUCUCAGCACGUGGAGGAGAGAGACUCCAGAGCUCCGCGCCCGCAGCUCACUACACUUGUUACUGCUUGUCCUGAGCGCUGAGAGGGCGAGCUCGGGCCGCGGGCAGGGCGGGAGCCAGCAGCCGGCAAGCAAGGGAGGCAGAGAGGCAGAGAUCGCAGUAAUACCCAUUAUAACCAGCCAUCUAACCCCACUCCCCAACACACACCCAUCCAUCCCACCCUCCAGGAGAGGCAGCCAGCGGCCCGGCUCUCUGCGGCCAGGGAAAAAGCCCCAGCCAUGAGCAAUCAGUACCAGGAGGAGGGCUGCUCCGAGAGGCCCGAGUGCAAAAGUAAAUCUCCAACUUUGCUCUCCUCCUACUGCAUCGACAGCAUCCUGGGCCGGAGGAGCCCAUGCAAAAUGCGGCUGCUGGGAGCCGCGCAGAGCUUGCCCGCCCCACUGGCCAGCCGCGCCGACCAAGAAAAGGCCGUGCAAGGUAAGGCUGCGCCCGCCAGGCACCUGCAAAGAGCGCUGGGCACUGGGAGCCCCCGCCCCCUCCCGCUGCGGGCUGUUGGGGCACGGCCCGCGCGCUCGGGGCCACCGGGCCGCUUCCUCGGCCCCCGCAGGGGUCGCCCACGGGCAGCGCCCCUCUCGCCGGCCUGGGCCUGCGGGGCAGAGCAGCGGGCAGAGGUCGUGCGCAAAGUUUUCAGGAUCAGCCAGGCACCGCAGGUGAGCAUCAGCCGCAGCAAGUCGUACCGCGAGAACGGGGCGCCCUUCGUGCCGCCACCGCCCGCGCUGGACGAGCUGGGUGGCCCGGGGGGCGCCGCGCACCCGGACGAGCGCCUCGGCGCGGCCAGCGGCCCCGGUGGCGCCCCGGCGGCGGGUGGCGGUACGGGCGCCGAGGACGACGAGGAGGAGUUGCUGGAGGAUGAAGAGGACGAAGACGAGGAAGAGGAGCUGUUGGAGGACGACGAGGAGGAGCUGUUGGAGGACGACGCCCGCGCGCUGCUCAAGGAGCCCCGGCGCUGCGCCGUGGCCGCCACUGGUGCGGUGGCCGCCGCCGCCGCCGCCGCCGCCGCCGCCGCCGCGGCCACCGAGGGCGGGGAGCUAUCGCCUAAGGAGGAGCUCCUGCUGCACCCUGAGGACGCUGAGGGCAAGGACGGCGAGGACAGCGUGUGUCUGUCUGCGGGCAGCGAUUCCGAGGAGGGGCUGCUGAAGCGCAAACAGCGGCGCUACCGCACCACGUUCACCAGCUACCAGCUGGAGGAACUGGAGCGGGCCUUCCAGAAGACGCACUACCCAGACGUCUUCACUAGGGAGGAAUUGGCCAUGAGGCUGGACUUGACGGAGGCCCGAGUCCAGGUCUGGUUCCAGAACCGUCGGGCAAAGUGGCGCAAGCGGGAGAAGGCGGGCGCGCAGACCCAUCCUCCCGGGCUGCCCUUCCCCGGGCCGCUCUCGGCCACCCACCCGCUGAGCCCCUACCUGGACGCCAGCCCCUUCCCUCCGCACCACCCAGCGCUCGACUCGGCCUGGACGGCCGCCGCCGCCGCCGCCGCCGCCGCCUUCCCGAGCCUACCUCCGCCUCCUGGCUCGGCCAGCCUGCCGCCCAGCGGGGCGCCGCUGGGCCUGAGCACUUUCCUCGGAGCCGCUGUGUUCCGACACCCGGCCUUCAUCAGCCCUGCGUUCGGCAGGCUCUUUUCCACCAUGGCCCCCCUGACCAGCGCGUCGACCGCGGCCGCGCUCCUGAGACAGCCCACGCCGGCCGUGGAGGGCGCGGUGGCGUCGGGCGCGCUGGCCGACCCGGCCACCGCGGCCGCAGACAGACGCGCCUCUAGCAUAGCGGCGCUGAGGCUCAAGGCCAAGGAGCACGCCGCGCAGCUCACGCAGCUCAACAUCCUGCCGGGCACCAGCACGGGCAAGGAGGUGUGCUAAAGGCUGCCCUCCACCCUCGCGCCCCGGGCGCACCCCGAAAGGUCACCUCACUCAGCACCACUCAAGACCAAAUGGAAACAGAGGACCAGCACACUCCCGAGACGGCACUGAGAGAGCGCAGCCGCCUUCGCAGCAGCCUGGAUGCGGGCAAGGCAGCCCCUGGCGCUCCCGGACGUGGCACCUCCUCGGCUGGCUGUCCACCCGCCCCUGCCCUUGCCCCUGCCCCCUGUCCCCGCCACUGCCAACCUCGCUCCCCCUCUAACGUCCACUCUCUCCCGUUCUUAUUUUGCUGAAAAUAUCGGGGAGGUUUUCUCUCCAAGACGCCUGGUACUGAAGUUAAAAAAUUUAAAAACCCAACCCCCCUUCCUCCUGGCACCCCACUUAGCUUUUUUUUUUUAACAGCAUUUUGGCGCUCUAAGUUGAUCUCCCCAGCGUGGGCCCCGGUGUGAAGCCAGGGCCAGGGAAGCGAAUGCGAAUCUGUAAGAUAGCUAACAGUGCACUUAACAGAAAGGGGCGUCUUGUUCUUGUUCUCUUCUUUAUCAUACACCAACCAAGGUUUUUAUAUCAAACCAAAGGGAAAUACUCUGCUAGAAUAUGGACUGUUGAAGUCACCAAACUGUGAUUAUUGAUUCUGUACAUACCAUUGUUAUUAAAAAAAAAAAAAGAACAGAGCUUUGUAUAUUUGAAAUGUUAUAACGCAAUUGCACUCAGCGUGGUAUGGUAAAAGUCCGUCCUCCUGUAGAUUCUUACUGUGUUGUAGAUACGGUAGGGUUCCUAGACAAAUAUUUAUGUACUCAAGCCCUUUAUUUAACUUAUUAACUGUAGAGGCUUCCGAAACCUUCAAGAUAAAGGCAAUGGUACAGUACUUUUGUGUAAUGUGUAAUUGUUAUCACUUUUCCUUGCUAUCUAGUGGAGAAGUGUCACGCUCAAAAUAAAAAAAAAAUUAUAUGUUUA
Messenger RNA from Callorhinus ursinus (northern fur seal), 4647 nucleotides. NCBI's taxonomy places the organism in Eukaryota, Metazoa, Chordata, Mammalia, Carnivora, Otariidae. The record is from RefSeq and is a predicted model, not a curated record.